Messenger RNA from Penicillium angulare, 828 nucleotides. Its product is annotated as TIP41 family protein. Gene Ontology annotation, cellular component: cytosol. The record is from RefSeq and is a predicted model, not a curated record. Gene Ontology annotation, biological process: TOR signaling. The coding region runs from base 1 to 828 and encodes 275 amino acids. Lineage: Eukaryota; Fungi; Ascomycota; Eurotiomycetes; Eurotiales; Aspergillaceae. The transcript is spliced from 3 exons.
AUGGAUGCAAAGCACCCAGCUGCGCAACCUACGGGUCAUGCAGCAGCCUACCAUUCCAAACGCCCGCAGGAGAUCUCCAUCCAGGGCUUUCGCAUCUCCACCCAGAAGCUACCCAUCUUGAAAGCAGAUCCGAUCGAGGAGAUGACCAAAAAUCUUGGUAUUACACCGCCAGAAAUGAUAUUCGGCGACAACUAUGUGAUGAUUGAGCACGAAAAGAGUGGCUGGGGCAUCAAUUUCAAUUCAUUCGAUGCUCUGGACCGCGUGGACAAGACUGGACAGUCGAUGCUACAAGUGGCGUAUUCGAAGGAAUGGCAGAAAAGCAGGGAGAAAACACACGAGGGUAUCAAAGAAAUCGUGAAACCAUUCGACUGGUCUUACAGUACCGAUUACAAGGGUACUUUAAGUCCCAAAGCACAGCCGUUCACAGAAACCGAUAAGCCUAUCCCCAUCGAACUUCUAAUGCGUCCCGAUCCGAUUCUUUUCUUCGAUGAAGUGGUUCUCUAUGAAGACGAACUGGCAGAUAAUGGAAUUGCCAUGCUGUCAUGCAAAAUUCGAGUGAUGCCAGGACGCCUGCUUCUCUUGACCAGGUUUUUCAUGAGAUUGGAUAAUGUUCUGAUUCGUCUCCGGGACACUCGGGUUUAUGUGGAUUUUGAGACUCAAGAGAUAAUCCGAGAAUAUCAGUCAAAGGAGUCCGAGUACGAGAAAGUGAGACAGAUUCUGGCGAGCACCCGAGAUGACGUCCCAGCAUUGAUGCGAGAUGCCAAUAAACUUUCGGAGGUCUUGCCUGUGGUUGAAAAGCGAUGUGAACGAGUGGUUUUAGAUAAUUGA